Messenger RNA from Rotaria sp. Silwood1, 213 nucleotides. The record is from the annotation of a GenBank genome assembly. Lineage: Eukaryota; Metazoa; Rotifera; Eurotatoria; Philodinida; Philodinidae.
AUGCAACGAAGUAUUUUAAAUCAACGUAAACAAGUAUUACUCAAAGCUAUUCAAAAAGCUAUUCGUUAUAAAUCAAAUGCUGUUUCAAAUCAAGUAUGGCCAUGGAUUCUUCAAGAAAUUCGUCCAACAUUGAAUGAAUUAGGUAUAUCAACACCAGAAGAUUUAGGUUAUGAUAAACCUGAAUUGACUUUAAAAUCAAUUGAUGAUAUGUAG